AUGCCCUGCCCUAAUACAGCUGAAGCCAACCACGUAUCAAGCACACAUGCAUCCAUUGUCAAAGAGACAGGUGACAAGGAAACCUUCCUCAGGGAUAUCAUGGACAAAGACGUCUCCUCCGAUGACUUGAUGGAUGAUGAGUACUACAUGUUUGCCGGAGAAUGUUCCGCAGACAUGGACAUUGACGGACCAGCGGAUGCAGCUCCGACAAGCAAUGGCAUCGACCCAUUCGACUUCGUCUACUCAAAUAUCCCAGACAGCACCCAUAUCUUGGAACACGGUGCGAACUGCGAUCACUGCAAGGCCAAGAAGUUUGAGUAUGAGAGCAAAGGAUUUUGUUGUCGGAAUGGGCAGAUAGAGCUUGCAGACCCAGAUCUAGAGCCCAUCCCGGAGCUUAUGAGGCUAUGGUCUAGUGCUGAUGCGGACUCACGUCAUUUUCAAGAUAGCAUUAGGUUCUUCAACGGUCACUUCUUCUUCACAACCCUCGUCGUCAGCCUUGACGACAACUACACAAACAUGAGGUCUGGGGUGUACAAGUUUCGGGCGCACGGAACAAUAUACCAUAAUGUGCAUUCUUUCGGGGCUGGUUCAAAACCCGAACAUCUACAGCUCUACUUCUAUGACGACGAUCCCAGUCUAAGCCAUCGCAGUGAGACUACCAAGAACCUGGACCAAGAUGUCGUCAAAAAGGUGGCAAACAUCAUGAGAGGUAACCCCUACUCCACGACGUUUAGGAAUCUAGGCACCCAUGCGGGCAGCCUCGCGAAGUACCGCAUCGACCUGAAAACCGACAAGAAGCUGGAUCAACGGACAUACAACACUCCUAUUGCAUCAGAAGUGGCGGCUAUCUGGGUGGAGGGCACCGACCUGGCGAGGAGGUUCAAACGCAGCAUCACUCUGUACGGAGACAACGAUGAAAGAUACAGCAUACAGGCUACACAUGGCUGCUAUGACCCGCUCUCAUACCCCCUCUUCUUCCCAAAGGGGCAGCUCGGGUGGCAUCCCAACAUCCCGAAACGAGGUGUGCUUUGGGAGUUAGCACAACGGUCAAGGGACGACGACGAUUCAGGGACUACUACUGCUAUAGGUUACAGACGCGUCCUGCGAUAUUCAACCCGAUACUACACGGAGCCACAGAUUCGAGCUGACCUAUACAAAGGCGUCGUUGAUAGCAUCGCGGCAGGGGAGACUCGAGCGAGUGAGGUUGGUAAAAGGACAGUGCUCCCAUGGUCAUUCCAAGGAGGGGAUAGAUGUAUGAAGAGAAGGCACAUGGACGCAAUGGGCUUGGUGCAGAAGUACGGCAAGCCGGACAUCUUCCUAAUGAUGACCUGCAACCCCAAUUGGGAUGAGAUUGUCAACGAGCUGUUCCCCAGCCAGACACCUCAGUACCGACCGGACCUCUUCGUACGGGUAUUCAGAGCUAAGCUUGAAGCCAUGAAAGACAUGCUUUUCAAAGAACACAUACUCGGCGUUGUCAUAGCAUAUGUUUACAUGGUCGAGUUCCAGAAGAGAGGCCUCCCACAUGCCCACUUCUUGCUUAUCAUGGAUUCUAAAUACAAGCUCAAGGUGCCGGAGCAAUAUGACCGCCUAAUCUCAGCCGAGCUCCCAGAAAAGCACAAGUACCCGGACCUUUAUGCCAUGGUCGUCAAGCAAUGCACGGCCCGUGUGGUGUUCUUAAGUCAAAUAACGUAUGCAUGA
Molecule: messenger RNA, 1698 nt
Organism: Brachypodium distachyon (stiff brome)
Lineage: Eukaryota; Viridiplantae; Streptophyta; Magnoliopsida; Poales; Poaceae
Exons: 4
Coding region: 1-1698 (565 amino acids)
Source: RefSeq, a predicted model, not a curated record